Rhopilema esculentum is the source of this 5763-nucleotide messenger RNA. RefSeq lists its product as uncharacterized. Gene Ontology annotation, cellular component: membrane. The record is from RefSeq and is a predicted model, not a curated record. NCBI's taxonomy places the organism in Eukaryota, Metazoa, Cnidaria, Scyphozoa, Rhizostomeae, Rhizostomatidae.
AAAUCUGCAAAGACAUUCUCACGAAAGCGAUAAAAUUUGUGCAAAAAUAAUCAUACAAAGGGAAAUGUGACGAAACACUUGUGCAGAUAAGAGUAAGAAUUCGCAAGGCAAUGAAAAACAGAUGAUCAGAAGCUCUACAACCAGAUCCAUACUGGUUGACACAAGCAUUUACUACUGGUUACAUUAUCAAAAGAAGAUUGUAAGAGAAAUUGCCUUUAAGCUUUGGUUAGACAUACGAUGGAAAGAAUGAUCUGGCCUACAGGUGGUAUUAGUGUGGUAUAUAGGAAAAAAAUUUCUUUACAUCUUCUAAUUUUGAACAUACAUUUGAUAAAUAAAUAAGAAAUGGCACGAAGAGGAUAUAGAGAGAAAAACGUUUCUUAACGGCUUGAAGACAAAAAUAUCCGAUCGUCAACGUUAAAAAAGCUGUGAAUAUCUGCAGAAAAUACUGGAGUCAGCAAAAUAAUUCCAAAAUUUUUUCACACAAAUUAUGUUCAUCUUGUGCAGGGCCCCGCACACCCUCCGCUAAACAACUGCAAGAUCUGCAGCGCUCUAGUGAUGAAAUCGAAGAAAAUUCCGUAACCAAUGAGGACUAGGCCAUGGGAAAAAUUAUGGUGAGGUGAUCAGCUUAAAGCAGACGAUGAUGAGUGGAACUACAUUUUCUUCUGGAGUUCCAGCAAAGGAGACAGUGAUGAAGGAUGAAUGGAUCCAUAUCAUUUUCUAUACAACGAAAUUUUAAUUUGAAUGACUUUUUUAACUAGCUAAAGAUUUUUAGGCAUCCUUUCACGCGUUAUUCAAUUACCUUUAAAAGGCGAUGACGUCAUAAAAUGAUGAUGACGUCAUGAAAGAACGUUUAAAAGUAAGUAUAAUAGAAAUUCAAUACAUCUUUUAAAAGCACUGAAUGUGUGCAAUUCGAAUAUGGAACAUAUUUGACAAUGAUAGUUGCGAGAAAACAAUUAAAAAGGUUCAAAGUGAAUUUUCUCCAAGUUGAUGACGUCAUCACAAAAUUUGACUUCCGUUCGAGAUAUUUUUCAUUUCAUCUCAGAUUUGAAAUCUGCAUAGUUAAUUUAGUGCAAAAAUGGAAAAAAAAUUGAGUUCGAGUCCUUGGCCGAUUUUUAAAGAUUUUUUAUCAUUUUUUUGAUGACGUCAUCAAAAACAGUAACUUCCGGUGAUAAUUUUUUUUGGCCCAUCUUGGAUUUGGAAUCUCCAUGGUCGAUUUAGUAAGAAUGUGAAAUAAAAUUUGAGGUUAGGCAGUUUGCUAGUUUUUUCUACAAAAUUCCCUGUCUAAGCGAUAAGGUAAUGAAAUAGCACCUCCCACAAGGUUCCAGUAUGAAGCCAAUGAUUUUUAUUUCUCUUUCCCGUAACUCAAAUUUGGUCUAAUUCCCUCAUUACAACUCUCAUUUACAUUUUUGCAUUUAAGUGUGAUUUUAACAGGAAUCUUCAAAAUAGGUUUCCGCCGCGUCACCAUCAAUCCAGAAAAUAGGUCAUCACAUGUGAUCGUUUAGUUUAGAGUUACCUUGUUGAAAUCAACGAAAAUGACCCACCACGCUGCAUUUAUUGGUAUCAAGAGUUGUUGACAUGUCUCCUUUGCAAGUGAUAUUAUCUUACUGCAGAAAAGAUUACUGUUUUAAUCAUAUUUUCAAAAGAUAGACCUACCCUGUCAUGCAGGGAAGUAUUCCUGGUUAAAAUCUACUACAGAUGUAGAUGUCCUUAUCGAUAAAUAUGUGUUACGACGCUCACGAUGACAAACAAGCAGUGCUCUUAAUAACAAUGGUUUGGCAGGUCACGGAUAUGUAUCCAAGUUUGCAGCAUCUUAAAGUUUUUGACAGGAUCUUGGCUGCACCAAAAGUAUUUUUGAACAAGUUGGAGGCUCGUUUACUGACAAAAUUGUUGUUAUGACAAAGAAGAUUUGCUUCAAGGCUUGUUUGAAUUCAAUUAAAUUCUGCCGUUUGCUAUAUAACACCUAGUUAUACGACAUUUAGAAAGACUGAGGCAUUGACAUUACAAGCUUUUAUGUGUAUGUACAACGUUCAUUAUUAAAAAGGAGCUUUGUUCCAUUCCUCGAAUUAGCCACCACCCUGUGAAAGCCCCCAUUUCCGCAGGAUUAACCGUGGCCAUUGUUUCGUAUUAUUCUCAAAUAGAAGCCUGCUAUGCUCGUUCAAAAAAAGAUUAAAAUCGAACUUUUCAGGGCCCACGCCAUUAAUUUGAAAGUGGGGGGCCAAGGCUAGCAAAAGUAGAAGGCUUCUUUCCUCUUUUAAAACUACACACUUUUUAUAAGUUCCUUGAUUUUUACUGCACAUCAAGUGCCAUGAAAAUAGUACAGAAACAGGAAAAACAUAAAAAUUUUGAAUUUUGCUUUUACUUGUGGCUAGAACUCAGGAGCAAACACAAAAAGAAGGUUAUGUAUAGUGAAAAUCUCACUCUCGGUGUUUUGACUACAAUAAGCCUUCAAUAUUUCGGCCUUCUACAUGAAGUAGCAAAUAUGAAACACCGCAAUACGCCGAGAAUAAACAACAAUAAAUACACGUAAAUCAGUAAAGGCUAAUAUUUCGCCCCGGCAUACGGGGCUUCAUCAGAGCGAAAGUUAACGGGCUAAAUAAUUACACACUUAAAAAAGGCGAUGGUGGUGUCGGAUUGGCUGAUGUGGAAUGGUGUGAAUGCAGCGCAGUGGUAGAGGAGGGAAGGGUGGCGAAUGAGAGAGGGUGGGUGGUGAUGGUGGAAUGAAAACGUAAUGGGGAUGAAGUACUAUAAUAUGAAAUAAUGAUAAUGUUUAUGUAAGGUUAACGGUCAGUGGUUCUGUUCAUGCCGUUCGGUGUGAGAGUGCUUGCCAGGCCAAUGAGGUAUUGCUCUUUGGCUCGUCGGACACUCUCUCGUUUGUCGUUGAGUUUCAGUAAUGGUGUUACAGUAAGGUCAUUAUUGGUAUGUUCUGGGCUACAGAAGUGUUCUGCAACACCAGAUUUGUCUACUUUUUUGUUGAUAAUGUCUCGUCUGUGUUCGUUAAAUCUGUCUUUCAGUCGUCUGCUUGUUUGUCCGAUGUAUUGGCAGUUCUUGUGUCCGUUAGUUAAACAGCGUUUGCACUGUAAUGCAUAAAGAACGUUAGUAGAGUUGCAGUCCAGUCUUUGUUUUAUGUCGUAGUUUUUGUCAGUGUUAGUAAAGGUAAAAGAAGUAGUACUGUCUGUGAUGUGUUGGCAUUUUAUGCAGUUUCGUCGCGAGUGGCAUUUGUAAGUGCCUGUAGGAUUACUGGGUGUGUCACGUUUCAUUCUAGAAUAUUCGUCGAGCAGCCUGCUAUGCUACAGUGGCCUUUUCUUCACUCACACACUUCUACAUGUAGGUUCGUUAUAAACAAAGCGUGUACUUGCUUCGCAAAAAAGUGGGGGCCAUGGCCACCCCGACCCCCCGCUGGCGUGGGCCCUGUAUUUAGCGUAAACGUGAAUUUCGGUCAAUGUUGCCGUCAUUUGAUUGCCAGGUGAUCAAACUUUAAAAUUUUAUGAUCUGUCACAACAGCAAAGUGGCUAACCAUUUAUUGUCGUGAACAAUGACCGUGACAACUUCAAUCAUCAAUACUUGACCAUUUGACCAAUGCAAUCCCUUCUCUAAGCAUGCGAUCAGGAACGCUGACAGAGGGGGUAGUCGGGGUAAGUGCCCCGGGCCCGGGUCAGUUCUGAGGCUCAUAAUGAUGAAAUCUAUAUAAAUUUUCCAAUUAAAUUCUAGAGCUAGUGUUGGAAUCUUUAUAUUCGUUGUCAAGUAAGAGGCCUACAUGCCCAGGGCCCGGCCUCACUUUUGGGGUCCUUGCGUGCGAAGAUCUUGUCGCUCCGUUUUGUAAAACUGCAGGAUGAACUUACAAGCAAGAGACAUAGAGCUGUUGUUCAAAUGGCUCGGGAAACUAAGCCCAAAAUAAUUACCAAAAUGUAUGGAACAGCCUGUAGAGAAGAAAACCCACAUAACGAAUCAUCUUGUCUCUGUUGGGCUUUUCGAGGCUUAUGAUAAUCUUAUCUUAGCCAUGUUUUACUUUGUUGUACUUUUUUCUUUCAAGGUUUUAUACAGACUGGUCAAUAUUAUUUAUGAAAAAUCACAAAAUUUUGAAGUUCUGCUUUUUUCAAAUUCUAAUCGUUUCUUAUUUUUUGCUUUGAAUUCUGAAGUCUUUUUCAGAUCUUCAGAAGGUUCAGAAAGUUCCUAUAGCAAUUUCUUAAAUGAAAAAAUGUACGAUAUAGGGAUUUUCGUGACAUCCCGUCUCCUAUGUAUUACCGCUUUAUCGGUCCUCAUCCAUGUGUCACAGUCAGUAAAUAAUGCCGUUUCGGAUUUCUGAAGACCGAAGAGAUGCAUCGAUCAUAAAGUACUGAUUUAGUGGGUGUGCGAAGAUAGGAAACAGGGUUCAGCAAAGUUUCCUUUGUCCAUUAGCUUUUUAUAUUUGUGAUGAUAAAUCGAUCAGAAGAAACAAAAUGAUAACCUUAUUUGGUGAGUUUUAACUUGUCAUCAGAAUUUUUAAUAAUGUAUCGGAUUCCUCAUUCAAGCAUACAUUCUUUUAUUUUGUAAGAUAAUUUAUAAAAUGAUUUAAAAUUUAAAUGCUUGAAUUUCCUCGCUCUUUUGAGUGGAAGGCUUGUAUCAUAAAUAAAUUCCUUGUUUUCAUUUUGUUUGCGUAGCGAUAUAGUUAAUCAGGAAGUGAUGUUGAUUUCGGACGAGGGGUUGGCGGCACGGCUGAAACCAGACCCGCUGCCCAUUUCUAAACAAAAACAGUAAAAUUGUUGUAGCAGUUAUCGUGGUAUCAGAGAUGGCACGCUUUGCAGUUUGGUCAUCAGUAUUGCUGUCCAGCAUUGGUAUAAUUCUAAUCGCAGUGUGUCUUGGAACGAACAACUGGGUGAGUCGCAAAAGAGAGACGUUCAGUGUCACUGAGGGACUCUUCUUUCGUUGCUCGUGGGAUGUCCAUUCGAACAAUGCAACCCACGAAAGAUGCCAUCGACUUUAUUACAACUUCAAAGAUUUUCCAGCACUUUAUAUUGCAAUCUUGUCCCUCAUGUUUGGUGCUUGUUUAUUUCAAUUGCUGACAUUUCUGGUGUCUAUGUUGAAUUUCUGCAUGGAGUCAUCCCCAGCUAAAGCAAUAUGUACCCUGGAAAUUCUUACAUUUAUGUGUGCAGUUGGUGGCCUAUCGACAUACGUCCGUUUCUAUGACAACAAAUAUUACAGGCUGGAUUGGUCUUACAUCGUUGGAUGGGUCGGUGUCUGCUUCAUAUCAAUCGGCCUGGUUUUUAUUAUCGUUGGAAUCGAAAGAAAACGACAAUCAUACUAGUAAUAUCGAGAUUUUAAUAUAAAAUUAUGUACUUCAUGUAAAUAAGCUCAAAGUUGUUGCUCCAGGAGAGCGAAUUUGUAAACAGUAUGAAGAUUUUUUUCCAAAUCAGAACAUGUUCUAAAAUCAGGUCUCAUUUUUUUUUCAAAUAAUGAAGACUCUUUACAUCACCCCUUUACUAUGUUGAAGGGGUGUUCCAUGUUUUAUUGAUAUAGCUCUAACGCAUAAGUGCAGCAGUUAUUGAAUUCUACAAUAUAUGAAAAACAUAGCAAGUGGCGUUGAAAUAUUAAGUGUUAUCGAUGUUAUUCAUACAAGUAACCUACAGACAAGUUACAACUAACUUACAAUGGACAUUUUUCUACACCUGGCAGUGAGACACUGACUCUUGCCUCAAAAAAAUCCGCUUUUUAUAAAUUUAAUUUGUGAUUCAAAGGCGUCAAUAGUUUCCUCAGAAUUUAUAGUGUUUAAAUGGAAUGUGAUUUUUU